GAAGAGGCGGAGACUGGGCGGGGAGUAGAGGAAGUCAUUGCAUUCUCGGGCUCGGAGGACGAAGCUCUUCGGCGUACGUCUUGGUCUGCGAGUUGCAUUUGCAAGUUUAGUAAGCAUGGCUUCUAAUACAAAUGUCUUGAUGCGUCUGGUGGCUUCCGCAUAUUCUGUUGCUAAUAAAGCAGGAACAAUUGUCAGGAAAGUGAUGGCUGGUGGAGACUUGGGCAUAGUGGAGAAGUGUGGAGCUAAUGACCUGCAGACCAAAGCAGACCGACUGGUACAGAUGAGCAUUUGUUCCUCCCUGGCCCGGAAAUUCCCAAAGGUGACAAUUAUUGCGGAAGAGGAUCUUCCUUCUGAAGAGGUAAAUGAAGAACUACUUGAGGAUGGCCAGUGUGAGGAGAUACUGAAGAAAGCAUGUCCUCCUCAGUAUAAUUCUGUGAAAGAGGAAGAGCUUGUUAUAUGGGUUGACCCGCUGGAUGGAACCAAAGAAUACACAGAAGGCCUUCUUGAUCACGUAACUGUUCUUAUUGGAAUUGCUUAUGAAGGAAAAGCAAUAGCAGGAGUUAUCAACCAACCCUACUACAACUAUGAGGCCGGUGCAGAUGCAUCCCUGGGGCGGACAAUCUGGGGAGUCCUGGGAAUGGGUGCCUUUGGAUUUCAGCUCAAAGAGGUGCCUGCUGGGAAACACAUUAUCACCACUACACGGUCACACAGCAGCAAACUGGUCAAUGACUGCGUUAGUGCUAUGAACCCUGAUACUGUGGUGAGAGUUGGAGGGGCAGGAAAUAAGAUCAUUCAGCUUGUAGAAGGCAAGGCUUCUGCUUAUGUAUUUGCCAGCCCUGGGUGCAAGAAGUGGGAUACUUGUGCCCCGGAAGCUAUUUUGCAUGCUGUAGGAGGCAAGCUUACUGAUAUUCAUGGGAAUUUCUUUAAUUAUAAUAAAGAGGUCAAGCACAUGAAUUCAGGAGGUGUCCUCGCUACUUUAAGAAAUCAUGGCUAUUAUGCCAGUAGAGUUCCUGAGGCAGUUAAGCAAGCUCUUGUGCCUUAAAAGAUUGAUGGUACAUUCCUCUUAGUUGGGGAAAAAUGUCUGUAUUAUUUUUAGCCGCAAUUGGUUAAUGUUCGUGGAACUGGGUUAACUAUUCUUUCUGUCAUAAUGCUUCGAGAUCUACUUUUUUUUAAAAAAAAUUGUGUACGUAUAGUACUGGUUGAGAAUUUGACUUGAUUUUUUAAGUGGAAUAAUUGAAUUUCAUGUUGAACAUGACAAUUCAGUAUACAUUCCUACUGAAUAGCUGGAUUCCAGAUCAAUCCCAUUAGCUUAACUGAAGGAAAGAUACAAAAAUUGUAAUGACAACUGUAAUCCCACCUCUGUUGCCUUUUGAUGGUACCAAGUAAUCUUUGUAUGAAAUUGUAUAUAGUUUGGCUUUUAUAUGUAGAACAUGAUUUGUCUUGAGUGAAUUCAAAAUGUCAAAGAGAAUAAAGUAAUUUUUCUUAUA
Molecule: messenger RNA, 1487 nt
Organism: Sphaerodactylus townsendi
Lineage: Eukaryota; Metazoa; Chordata; Lepidosauria; Squamata; Sphaerodactylidae
Gene: BPNT1
Product: 3'(2'), 5'-bisphosphate nucleotidase 1
Exons: 9
Coding region: 116-1042 (308 amino acids)
Biological process (GO): phosphatidylinositol phosphate biosynthetic process
Molecular function (GO): 3'(2'),5'-bisphosphate nucleotidase activity
Source: RefSeq, a predicted model, not a curated record